UUAGGUAUCGUGAACAUUUAAUUUAAGAUACCUUACAAAGUAAGGAAGAAAAGCAACCGACACAAUCAGCUGACUAAACACAUAAGCAGUCUUCAACUUCAUUUAUGUCAUUUUUCACUUUUCCAAGGCUGUAACCACCUUUUGUGCCAGCAGAUGUCGCCCAAGUGCUCAAUGACUUUCCACGGUGUACCCCGCCCAGGCGGGUUCAAAGUUUUAUGAAGCCUCGAUUAAUAUCUAGGAUUCGAAGAAUGAGUUGUGUCAAUGAGGAACCUCCAGCUCCAGUUUAGUGACGAACUGCAGAGGGAACUAUUGGUGUGGUUUCCAGGAAAUCUAAAGGGAGGAGAAGUGAAAGUGAAACUAUUCUUCGGCUGUUUUUCGUCGUCGUCGUCAUUUCUAACUGCGCAGCAGAAGGACGGUCUGUUUCUUUCUCAGGAUGACUGAAGUCCAGCAGAUGAGUGAUUGUGUGGAGGAAGACAAGGACAGAGCAGAGUCUGCAGGACCUAGCUGUCUGUCUGUGAAGAGUGACCAGUCCAUGGGUAACCCUCUAACCUUCAGUGGUGAACCUGGAGCCUCAGUGACAAAAGGUCAGAACCAGAAACAGAGAGCUGAGUCUGCAGGACCCAGCUGUCUGUCUGUGAAGAGUGACCAGUCCAUGGGUAACCCUCUAAGCUUCAGUCGUGAACCUGGAGCCUCAGAGACAAAAGUUCAGAACCAGAAACGGAGAGCUGAGUCUGCAGGACCCAGCUGUCUGUCUGUGAAGAGUGACCAGUCCAUGGGUAACCCUCUAAGCUUCAGUCGUGAACCUGGAGCCUCAGAGACAAAACACAAGUUUGCUGUUUCUGUGGACGAGCAGACGUCCUGCUGUCUUGUGUGUCAGGACAUCCUGAAGGAUCCAGUCUCCACCAGAUGUAAUCACUGCUAUGGGAAAAGACCCAGGACAGGACAUGGACCACAGACCAUCAGUGUACAGACAGAUGGACUGCAGGAGGUUCUAGAUGAACAUAAGAUCAGUUUGAGGAGGAGAUUUGAACAUGUGACUGAAGGAACUGAUGGAAGAGGAAGUAGAACCCUCCUGAAGAGGAUCUUCACUGAGCUCUACAUCACUGAGGGACAGGGUGAAGAGGUCAAUACUCAACAUGAGGUGAUGCAGCUGGAGACAAGCUCCAAGAAGAAGAUCGUCCAGGACACUCCCAUCAAGUGCUGCGACAUCUUUAAAGCCUUACCUGACCAGCAGGGACCCAUCAGAGUUGUCCUGACCAAUGGCGUCGCUGGUGUUGGAAAAACCUUCUCGGUGCAGAAGUUCACUCUGGACUGGGCCGAUGGUUCGGAAAACCAGGAUUUGAAUCUGCUGAUUCUGCUCUCAUUCAGGGAGCUGAACCUGAUCAGAGAUCAGCAGCACAGUCUUCUCACGCUGCUCCAUGUUUUCCAUCCAACAUUACAGAAGGUCGGAGCAGAGAAGCUCGCUGUCUGUAAACUUUUGUUCAUCUUUGAUGGCCUGGAUGAAAGCAGACUCUCACUGGACUUCAACAGCAGUAUGCUUGUUUCUGAUGUCACACACAGGUCAUCAGUCAGCGUGCUGCUGACCAACCUCAUCCAGGGGAAUCUGCUUCCUUCAGCACUCAUCUGGAUAACUUCCCGACCUGCAGCAGCCAGUCGGAUCCCUCCUACAUGUGUUGACAGGGUAACAGAAGUUCGAGGCUUUACUGAUGACCAGAAGGACGAGUACUUCAGGAAGAGAUCCAGAGAUGAUCUGUCCAGCAAAAUCAUCUCACAUAUCAAGACAUCCAGGAGCCUCCACAUCAUGUGUCAAAUCCCAGUCUUCUGCUGGAUCAGUGCUACAGUUCUGGAGUACAUGUUGACCACAGAGCAGAGAGGAGAGCUACCCAAGUCCCUGACAGACCUGUACUCACACUUCCUGCUGGUUCAGACAAAGAGGAAGAAGAACAAGUAUGAUAAAGGACGUGAGACGAGUCCACAGGAGCUGAUGGAGGCUGACAGGGAUGUUCUUCUGAAGCUUGGGAGGCUGGCCUUUGAACAUCUGCAGAAAGGAGACAUCAUGUUCUACCAAGAAGACCUGGAGCGGUGUGGUCUUAGUGUGACGGAGGCCUCGGUGUACUCAGGAGUUUGUACGGAGAUCUUCAGAAGGGAGUGUGUUAUCUUCCAGAAAACGGUCUACUGCUUUGUUCAUCUGAGCAUUCAGGAGUUUCUGGCUGCAGUCUACAUGUUCCACUGUUUCACCAACAGGAAGACAGAAGUACUGCAGGACUUCUUCAGACAAGUAGACAGGGACUCAAACGGGUUUAGCAGAAACUUCUCACUUGACGACUUCCUGAAAGAAGCCACGGAGAAAUCACUUCAAAGUGAAAAUGGUCACCUGGACCUGUUUGUUCGCUUCCUUCAUGGACUCUGUCUGGAAUCCAACCAGAGACUCGUCGGAGGUCUGCUGGGUCAGACUCAGAACAGUCCAGAAAUCAUCCAGAGUGUCAUCAAGAACCUGAAGAAGAUGAACACAGACAACAUCUCACCUGACAGGAGCAUCAACAUCUUCCACUGUCUGACAGAGAUGAACGACCAAUCAGUGCAUCAAGAGAUCCAACAGUUCAUGAAGUCAAAGGACAGAAGACAGAAACUCUCUGAGGUCCACUGCUCAGCUCUGGCCUACGUUCUGCAGAUGUCUGAGGAGGUUCUGGAUGAGUUGGACCUGGACAAGUACAGCUCAUCAGACAAGGGAAAACACAGACUGAUGGCAGCUGUGAGGAACUGCAGAAAGGCUCGGUUGAGUCGCUGCAGAUUGUCGGGGAUCAACUGUUCUUUUCUGGCCUCAGCUCUGAAGUCCAACCCCUCCCACCUGAGAGAUCUGGACGUGGGCUGGAACAACCUGCAGGAUUCCGGAGUGAAGCUGCUGUGUUCUGGACUGGAGAGUCCACACUGUAGACUGGAGACUCUGACGUUGAGUUGCUGCAUUUUGUCAGAGAGCUGCUGUUCUUAUCUGGCAUCAGCUCUGAAGUCCAACUCCCACCUGAGAGAACUGGACCUGAGCUGGAACAGGCUUCAGGAUUCAGGAGUGAAGCUGCUGUGUUUUGGACUGGAGAGCCCAAACUGUAGACUUGAGACUCUGGAGUUGAGUGGCUGCGGUUUGUCAGAGAUCAGCUGUUCUUCUCUGGCCUCAGCUCUGAAAUCCAACCCCUCCCACCUGAGAGAAUUGGACCUGAGUGAGAACCAUCUGCAGGAUUCCGGAGUGAAGCCUCUGUCUGAUCUUGUGAAGAGUCCAGACUACAGACUGGACACUGUCAGGUGGAAGUGGUAAUCUUCAUGAAGAUGCUCUUCACCCUGAGUCCUGCUCUGUGCUGCAGGUUCAGCAGAUCUGGGACAAAAGUCAUCUGAAGUGCAAACACAAACGCUGAUGGUGUUGUUAUUCUGUCGCUGUGCUGUCCUUGGAGUGCGUGAACUUGUGCAGUGCUAGACAGCCAGCAAACAUUAGUCCUAAUAAGUACCCAAGGCUUGACUGUUCUUGCUUUUUCUGGGGUAGUUGUCAUACGCAGGAUUUUGUAAAACUGUAAUGUUACAAAGAAAACAUUAGCAUACAAAACAUAAAAUAUUGCAAAGAAACAUUCUAUGUGCAGCUACAACCUGCAGGUGAAUCAAUAAAAGUAGCUUAGCUAGUACUGCAUUCUGAGUAGUAACCUGUACUGUAAAGCUUCUUUGCUUUUGUUUAGUUAUUUGCACUUUUUUUUAUUGGUACCAUAUAC
Molecule: messenger RNA, 3749 nt
Organism: Solea senegalensis (Senegalese sole)
Lineage: Eukaryota; Metazoa; Chordata; Actinopteri; Pleuronectiformes; Soleidae
Product: NLR family CARD domain-containing protein 3-like
Exons: 10
Coding region: 434-3307 (957 amino acids)
Molecular function (GO): protein binding
Source: RefSeq, a predicted model, not a curated record